Molecule: messenger RNA, 2793 nt
Organism: Paramisgurnus dabryanus
Lineage: Eukaryota; Metazoa; Chordata; Actinopteri; Cypriniformes; Cobitidae
Source: RefSeq, a predicted model, not a curated record
CUUCUAGAGCCUUGGAAAGUAAUUAACAGUAAGCAUGAUGGGCCAUAUGCAGUGAAAACUGCCCUUGGAUGGAUUUUAAACGGACCUCUUAGAGAACCUGUUGAAGAAAGCAUGCAUGCAGAUGCACAAGCAAGCAUUACAGUCAACAGAAUCUCCAUUGAGAGUGUGGAACAGAUGCUGAUACAACAGUACAACCACGAUUUUCCUGAAAGAGAUUGUGAUGACAGAGCUGAAUUGUCGCAGAUGGAUCACCAGUUUAUGGAAUCUGUGUCUAACUCAGUGCAGUUUUACGAUGGCCACUAUUACAUUGACCUUCCUAUCAGGAAAACUGUUCCCCAAAUGCCUAACAAUCGAAAUGCUGCUGUUCAGCGAGCACUGAAUAUCAAGAAGAAAUUUCAGAGAAAUCCCUCCUUUCAUGCAGAGUACACAAGUUUCAUGAACGACAUGCUAAGCAAAGGCUAUGCAGUCAAAGUGAAUAAAUCACACUUAAGUCGUCAAGACGGUCAAGUUUGGUAUAUACCUCACCACGGUGUAUACCAUCCUCAGAAGAAGAAACUAAGAGUGGUCUUUGACUGUGCUGCCAGUUUUCAAGGAGUGUCUUUAAAUAGUGAGCUCCUACAGGGUCCAGACAUGACAAAUUCACUUAUUGGAGUGCUUACUCGCUUCAGACAAGAGUCGGUUGCCAUGAUUGCAGAUGUUGAAGCUAUGUACUAUCAAGUGAGAGUUCCUGAAAAGGAUAGCGACAUGCUUCGUUUCCUAUGGUGGCCAAAUGGAGAUGUAAAUCAGGACUUGGAGGAAUACAAAAUGGUUGUCCACCUCUUUGGAGCCAAGUCUUCUCCUAGUGUAGCUAAUUUUGCCCUUAGGAAAACAGCAGAAGACAAUCGUACCAAGUCAUCGGUCGAAGCAGUCAAUACAGUUCUCAAGAACUUUUAUGUAGACGACUGUUUAAAGUCUGUUUCAAGUUCUUCUCAAGCAGUUGCACUGUACAAAGACCUCACAAAACUGUGCGCGAGUGGAGGAUUUCAUCUUACUAAAUGGGCAAGCAACAGUCGUGCUCUGUUGGCCUCUGUUCCAGAAAGUGAAAGAAUUGCAGGUGUCAGAGACUUGGAUUUGAGUAAAGAUGCACUUCCUGCAGAGAGAGCAUUAGGAGUGUUAUGGUGUGCCAAUUCAGAUGUGUUCAAAUUCAAGAUUAAUUUGAAAGAAAAACCUGUAAACAGAAGAGGAAUCCUGUCAGUCACAAGCUCCAUCUAUGACCCCUUGGGCUUCCUAGCACCUGUAAUAUUGCCAUCAAAGAUUCUAAUGCAACAGUUGUGCAAAGAAAAACUCACAUGGGAUGAGGACAUUCCAAAACAGUGUGCAGAAAGAUGGACUUCUUGGUUACGAGGGUUAAAUCAGUUAGCUGACUUCAGUGUAACAAGGUGUAUAAAACCAGUGGACUUUGGAGUGCCCACCUCUGCACAACUGCAUCACUUCUCGGAUGCAAGUGAGGUAGGAUAUGGAGUUGUCUCAUACCUCAGAUUGUUGAAUGCUGAUGGACUCGCACACUGUGCCUUCGUGAUGGGGAAAUCUCGUGUGGCGCCAUUAAAGCAGACCACCAUUCCACGUAUGGAGUUGACUGCUGCUGUCGUUGCUGUUAAAACGGACAAGAUGCUGAAAGAAGAACUGGAACUAGACUUUCAUGACUCUGUAUUCUGGACUGACAGCACCACUGUUUUGAGAUAUAUUGACAAUGAAGGUCUUCGCUUCAAAACGUUUGUUGCAAACAGAAUUGCCACCAUACGAGAGUCAACUAGACCACAACAGUGGAGAUACAUCAAUACAUCUAUGAAUCCAGCAGAUUGUGCAUCAAGGGGACUUACUUGUGAAAAGUUCAUGAAAAACGUGAGCUGGAUCAAUGGUCCUUCUUUCCUCAAAGAACCAGAAAGCAACUGGCCCGAGUCAAAUUGUGAUCUAUCAAAAAAAGUAGAUGACAGUGAAGUUAAACACUCAGCUUCAGUAAAUCUUGUGUAUGCAGUGGAUGGCACAGAUGCUGUGAACAAAUUGAUCAACUAUUACUCUGACUGGUACAAGUUAAAGAGAGCUGUGGCAUGGAUCCUUAGAUUCAAAGACAGCUUCGUACAACACAGCUUAAACAAAAUAGGCCUGAGUUGUAAAACAAAUUCCACAGCAGAAAACUGCAAGGCUCUAACAAUGCAGGACUUAACACGAGCUGAAAAUGAGAUCAUCAAGUUCACUCAAAAACAAAAAUUCAAGGAAGAAAUGUCAAUGUUGCAAAAAGGUAACACAUCUGUGAAAAAGAACAGCUGCCUUUCUAAAAUGGAUCCUACACUUCAGGAUGGAUUGCUAAGAGUUGGAGGUCGUCUUGGUAGAUCUGCAAUGUCCGAACAUUCAAAGCAUCCAAUCAUUUUACCCAAAGACUCACAUGUCACAACUUUAAUCUUAAAAGACAUUCAUGAGAGAAUUGGACAUUGUGGACGGAACUACAUGCUUUCAAGGUUGCGACAGAAAUUCUGGCUUCCUUCUGCAAACUCCAUUGUAAGAAAGCUUCUUUCCAGAUGUGUAACAUGUAGAAAGAUCAGAGCAAAGGCAUCAGAGCAGAAAAUGUCAGAGCUGCCACUUGACAGAAUCAUUCCAGAUCAACCACCCUUUACCAACGUCGGGGUUGACUACUUUGGACCGUUUGAGGUCAAACAAGGUAGAAGUAAUGUUAAAAGAUAUGGGGUUCUGUUUACCUGCUUAACAACAAGAGCUGUGCAUAUUGAAGUUGCACAUACUUUAGACACUCGUGUUUAA